UCAUAUCUAGUACUUUCAGGCACAAGAGAUUUUUAAGAUGUCCGGCAGAGGCAAAGGAGGCAAAGGUCUUGGAAAGGGAGGCGCAAAGCGUCACCGCAAAGUUCUUCGUGAUAACAUCCAGGGGAUCACCAAGCCUGCAAUCAGGCGUCUGGCUCGCCGUGGUGGUGUGAAGCGUAUCUCUGGUCUCAUCUACGAGGAGACCCGUGGUGUGUUGAAGGUUUUCCUGGAGAACGUUAUUCGUGAUGCCGUCACCUACACCGAGCACGCCAAGAGAAAGACUGUGACCGCCAUGGACGUCGUCUAUGCUCUGAAACGCCAGGGUCGUACUCUGUACGGUUUUGGUGGUUAAAUAUCAGAUCCCUCUCUCGACUUAACUCAAAGGCUCUUCUAAGAGCCACCCAAUUCCUUUAUAAAAAGUAAUAUUCCUUUGUUUAAACAAUCCACUUGAAUUAAUUCUCAAUGGCGUUGUGGGGCCUAAACUAUUCUAUGUGAUGAGAUUCGAAAGACUGGGGCAUGGUAUGGGCUACGUCUUGUGGUUGCCAAAUGCCAAG
Molecule: messenger RNA, 551 nt
Organism: Sardina pilchardus (European sardine)
Lineage: Eukaryota; Metazoa; Chordata; Actinopteri; Clupeiformes; Clupeidae
Product: histone H4
Exons: 1
Coding region: 38-349 (103 amino acids)
Biological process (GO): nucleosome assembly
Cellular component (GO): nucleosome
Molecular function (GO): protein heterodimerization activity; DNA binding; structural constituent of chromatin
Source: RefSeq, a predicted model, not a curated record